Hypanus sabinus (Atlantic stingray) is the source of this 5215-nucleotide messenger RNA. RefSeq names its product Wolfram syndrome 1b (wolframin) (gene wfs1b). Lineage: Eukaryota; Metazoa; Chordata; Chondrichthyes; Myliobatiformes; Dasyatidae. The record is from RefSeq and is a predicted model, not a curated record. Gene Ontology annotation, molecular function: protein binding. Gene Ontology annotation, cellular component: endoplasmic reticulum membrane; endoplasmic reticulum. Gene Ontology annotation, biological process: endoplasmic reticulum unfolded protein response; calcium ion homeostasis. Bases 67 to 2619 code for a protein of 850 amino acids. The transcript is spliced from 7 exons.
UCUGACAGGAUCGGGCAGACUGCCGCAGCGGGCGCAGCGGGCGGGGGCUCUGCGCUGCUUGCCGAGAUGGACCCAGAGCCGCUGGCAGUCCCGCCGCAGGGCAAGUCACAGCUGAAUGCCGCUGCUGAAGAUGUGCCCCGGGAUGGAUCAGAGGCUGUGACCCUUACGGAAUCGGCAGCAGAAAAUGAGGAACCACUAAAUGAGGAAGAAAACAUUUCAAUAGAGGAACAGAAACAGAAAGCCAGAGAUGGUGAUGCAGCAGCACAGACUGAGGUUGGUAAAUAUUAUCUGAAGCUAGCUGAUGAAGAGGAUGAAGAAUUGAAUAACUGUACAGCCGUAGAGUGGUUGACCCAAGCUGCUAAACAGGGCAGGAAGGAAGCAGUGAAAAUCCUGAAAACUUGUCUUGCAGAAAGGAAAGGAAUCACUUCAGAAAAUGAGCAAGAAGUGAAACAGCUUACAAGUGAAAGCGAUUUUGAGCGGAUUGUGCGGAAGGCUACUUUAGUUAUGUACUGGAAGCUUAAUCCAAAGCGAAAGAAACAGGUUGCUGUUUCUGAACUCCUGGAAAAUGUCAGCCAGAUCAAUGCUGAAGAGACCAUGGCUGAACCAGGCCCUGUCCCAACAGUGCUGCAAAAAGAGAGACGAGUGCUUGAACGACUGGUCAGUGUUCAAAGUAACAAGGACCUGAAGGUAGAUGAUUUUGUUGACAUGACUAAAAAUUAUGCCAAGGGUAUUUUACCGUCUGGCUUGUUAGCCCAAGGAGAAGAUGACAGCAUUGAAGGGAAUCCGCCUGAAGACAUGCCCAUGCAACAGAAGAUUCUGAAAUACCCACUUCAUGCCUUAAUGGAAAUAAAGGAACAUCUAAUUGAAAUAGCCUCCAAAGCGGGAAUGCAUUGGUUGCAGACAAUUAUUCCACUCCACCAUGUAAAUGCCCUUAUCUUUUUUUUCAUAAUUAGCAACUUGACAAUAGAUUUUUUUGCUUUCAUUAUCCCUCUAGUUGUCUUUUACCUUUCCUUUAUUUCCAUGGUGAUCUGCACUUUGAAAGUCUUUCAGGACAGUAAAGCAUGGGACAAUUUCAGGACAAUGACUGACCUGCUGCUGCGCUUUGAGCCAGAUCUAGACGUAGAACAGGCUGAGGUAAAUUUUAGUUGGAGUCAUUUGGAACCACAUAUACACUUCAUGCUGUCCGUGUUCUUUGUGAUUCUUUCCUUUCCGGUAGCAGACAAAAAUUGGAUUCCUUGUUCAGAGCUCGCAAUCAUUGCAAUUUUCUUCUUGAUAACAUCUUAUAUGAGCUUGAGUUCAUGUGCAGAGCCAUACACUCGGUGGGCUCUCAUUACAGAAAUUUCAUGGUCAGUAUUGGGUUUCUUUCGAUCUCUUCCUGAUGGUUGGUACUAUCUAAAGGUCCUUGGGGAAGAUAUUAUAACCAUCAUGAUAGGUGAAAACUUUGUACUGAAUAUAGGUCUGCCCUGUGUCUUAUACUGUUUCUUGUUCUACUUGUUCUUCAGAAUGGCACAUCUGAGGAACUUUAAAGGUACCUACUGCUUCUUGAUUCCUUACCUUGUCUGCUUUAUGUGGUGUGAACUUGCAAUAGUUUUACUUAAGAUAUCCACAGGAAUAGGUCUGAUAAGGGCAUCAGUUGGCUACUUCCUGUUUCUCUUUGCCCUGCCCAUCCUCUUGCUAGGACUUGCAUUAAUGUUUGUGAUCCAGUUAAUAAAAUGGUUUAUUUCUAUGGAAUUGAUCAAGAUCAUUGUCACCAUUGUUUUGUGCGUUAUUCCUGUUGUCCUCCACAUGUGGACAAAAUCAACGGGCACCUUACUGGGACUAGUCAAGUCUCUGACUAGGAGCUCAAUUGUAAAACUCAUCCUGGUUUGGCUCACUGCCAUAAUGAUGUUCUGCUGGGUGUAUGUGUAUAGAUCUGAGGGGAUGAAGGUGUAUAACUCCACCUUGACUUGGCAACAGUACAGCUUGGUUUGUGGCCCUCGUGCCUGGAAAGAGACUAACAUGGCCAGAGUUCAGAUGCUUUGUGGCCAUCUUGAGGGACACAGAGUCACAUGGACUGGAAGAUUCAAGUAUGUUCGUGUUGUAGACAUUGACAACAGUGCAGAGUCUGUGAUAAACUUGCUUCCAUACUUCAUAGGUGAUUGGAUGAGGUGCUUGUAUGGCGAGCCAUAUCCUGAGUGUGAUUCCCAAAAUGUGUCAGCGGUCGAGGAUGACCUUUGCCGUCUCAAAUUCCUCGCAAAGCACACCUGCCAUCUUAAAAGAUUUUGUCAUUAUAAAUUUGAAAUAACUGUUGGCAUGCCAUUCAGUACAAAUGGAAAUGAGGCGCAUGAAGAUGAUGCAACUAAAGAUAUUGUACUGAGAGCUAGCAAUGAGUUCAAGAAUGUUCUGCUGAACUUAGUGCAAGGAAGUGUGGUGGAAUUCAGUACCAUUUUGGAGGGCAAAUUGGGUAGUAAAUGGCCAGUCUUUGAGCUGAAAGCCAUCCGAUGCCUCAACUGCAUGUCAAAGUUAAUACCACCAUCAGCAAGGCAGUUUAAAAUUGAACACGAUUGGAGAGGCACAGUAAAGCAUGCUUUCAAAUUUGCUUUCAAUUUUUUCUUCGAGCCAGUCAUCUGUGCUUUAUAAACCUCAAUUUUGCCUUUCAAUCUAUUCUUGCUGGAUAAGCUCCUGCUUUCUUCUCUUUGAGGGGUAUGCUGCAGCACAUUUAUGCCACGAACCUGAACCUCCAACUCAUUGGAAUGAAUGAAUACGCAUAAGGCAAUAAAAUGCACAUUACCUAGUUCAAUCUAAUUGUUAUCUGGACCAAGUCAUCAUGGUUAUGUAGGAAAGGAAGGUUGCAAUACUUGGGACUUGUGCUUCAUAUGAUCUUAAAUGUCUGUGCUGCUACAAUUUACUCUUUCAGUCUGGGCAACUUUAACUAAAUGGGAGAUUAGAUGGUUGUGAAUGAUUUUGAACAAGGUAUUUAAAACUGUUAACUAGUAAGGUACUAAUCUAUCAUUAUGCAAGAGUUGAUUUAAAAAAAGAAUGCUAAAUAACAAAUCAUGUACUUAAUAUGUUUGCUACAGUUCCAUAGACUACUGGAAUGUACAUGUGUGGCCAUACCUAUUUACUAGAAAAUAUACUGUAAGAGGUCUCAGUGAAAUGCCAUUUUAAGCUUCCUCUGCUUUUGCCUUUGUAAUUAUUCCUCUGCUUUUGUAAUUUCUAAAAGAAAAAUUACUCUAUCCACACAAGGUUUUUAUUGAAUAAUCAUACUUUGCAUCACGUGUAUUAUUUUCAUCUGGAACUGUACUUGUAUACUACUGAAAGAUCACUGGAUUCUAUAAAGGGUACUUAAAUUUGCAUUUUUAAAAGAUGGUAUAUUUUAUUUCUUGUUAAAGACCUAAGAUAAUAUAGUCAACCUAUGAUGUUGCACCAUUGGAGAUGCUCAGAGAUCACUGAAGUUAUUUUACAAAAUUAAUUUGAGAACACAGAACUUGAGUGCCAGAAAUUGAAUUCCAUCGCAGUGAGGAUAUGAGGAUCCACUUCUGUUUUUUUAAAAAUACAUUUAAUGAGCUGGGAAAUAUUUCUCAUCCCUCCAAACUCUGCCAGACAGGUACACUGUAAUGUAACAAGGGCAAAAUAAUUGUAGCAUACCUGUUGUUAAGCCUUUAACCAAUAAAUUUCAUUGUAAUAUUCUCUGAGCAUAGGAUUGUGGUGAUGACCAAUGAAGGAAUAGGUUAUGAUUAACAAGUAAUUGGUCCAUUCUUGGACUUAGCACCUUAAGUCUCAAAUUACUGAGAAAUUGACCAAGAUUUGGGUAUUUAUAAGACAGUUCAAAAACUGUUGAUCUCAAUAAAAUUAGUUUACUACCAUCUUGGUUUGUGCAAUUAUUAAUUGGAUCUUACGUGAGUAUUUUAAUCACCUUUAAUCAGACUUCUUGUUCAUGAAGCUUAUUUGCCUCCGACUAAAUAGUAUGAUGUAUGUGCACAGAAAGAUGCUGCCUCUUGCCAGCAUUAUUCAAUGCAUAAUCAUGCCAAACAGUGUGAGGUGUUGAUUUCCAAAGAUCAAUCUUUUGUGAAAUAUUAUAUAUGUUUAAAAGCUAAACAUGGUUGAAAAAAAAACAAAUGUUAAGCCAUUUGUUUUUAUAGUUUUUAAAUAGAAAACCAGAAUUUCAAGUAGAGUUUUAACCUUUCAUUACAGUUGGAACAUUAUUUUGAACGUUACUUAGCCAGCAGUUUUCACUGGUUUUAUGAAAACCCUUUUCUAUGUAAGAUGAGGGGGAAGAGUAAAAGAUAAAUUAGCAUGGGAAGUUGUUAACUACUACACCAAUAUACUUGGUCAUACAUUUCUGGUUCUAGAAGUAGUCAUAAGUAAUAGGGUUAGCAUAAUGGAAAUGGGACAAUAUUUCAUACGAACACUUGGACAUUGGGUUCAGUAUGAUUAGGUCUAUCAUAUCUUUGCAGGGAGACGUGAAAUGCUGAAAUUAAUUCUCAAAAUUAUGUAGCUGAACUUAAAGUAAUAAAAUCCUUUUUUCAUAAAUGGUACUUUUAAACUAUUUCUGUAAUACAAAUUCCAAAUCGACAGAAGACUACUCUUUUGUGAAAGAUUUUGACAUCUGUUUGUCGGACACUAUUAAUGUUUUGAGUUAAAACGUAAUUAAAAGCUAAAUGCAUGCACUGUUUCCCAACAUAGGCUUGUAACUCAUGACCCUUUGUAAUAAUUUAAAAUGUUUCUUGACCUAAUUAGUCAAUUACUUCACAGGAAUUGAAUUUGUUUCAUGCUGCUUUUACUAGAAAUCACAGUCCAUUGAGUAAUCAGUUUUUACUUUGAAAUGCCUGAUGCUGACCUUUCACUGUGGCUCUGUAACCCUAUUAUUAAGUAUUCAUGAGUUUAAACAAGAUAGAUAAGCAGAUAAUACAUUUGGGGUAAUAUUGUUGAAGUGGUACUUUCUGUUGCAUAAGGAUCAACACUAGAAUCCUGAGAAAUAAAACCUGGUGCCUAUGGAGUUGUCAUUGAACUGAAAUAUUUUUUUAAAUAGCAAAAGUCUUACAUGAACUUAAGUUCACUAUUGAUAGUUAUGUUCUUAAGCUUUACCAUUUAUUUAAAAUAUUGUGACAGUUCAUAUCAGCUUGAGUAACAUCUGCACAAAAACUUGUAUGGGCAUUAUAUUAAAUGCUUGUAUUGAUGUAUUACCAAAGAACCUUAAACUUCUGGUAUUCUUAAAUAAAGGUACUUAUUGACC